Perognathus longimembris pacificus (Pacific pocket mouse) is the source of this 6616-nucleotide messenger RNA. It is a transcript of the gene Kdm3b, whose product is annotated as lysine demethylase 3B. NCBI's taxonomy places the organism in Eukaryota, Metazoa, Chordata, Mammalia, Rodentia, Heteromyidae. Gene Ontology annotation, biological process: regulation of transcription by RNA polymerase II. The record is from RefSeq and is a predicted model, not a curated record. Gene Ontology annotation, molecular function: transcription coregulator activity; chromatin DNA binding; histone H3K9 demethylase activity. The transcript is spliced from 24 exons. Gene Ontology annotation, cellular component: chromatin; histone deacetylase complex. Bases 37 to 5328 code for a protein of 1763 amino acids.
AGGAGGGCGGGAACGCGGGGCUGGCUGACCCUGGCGAUGGCGGACGCGGCGGCCUCCCCGGUGGGCAAGCGUCUGCUGCUUCUGUUCGCGGACACCGCGGCCUCGGCUCCGGCCCCCGUGGCGGCAGCGGUGGCGUGUGGAGGAGAUCCAGGGCCUGCGCUGCGCACUCGGGCCUGGCGGGCCGGCACGGUGCGGGCCAUGAGCGGGGCGGUGCCCCAGGACCUAGCGAUCUUUGUAGAAUUUGAUGGUUGUAACUGGAAGCAACACUCCUGGGUUAAAGUUCAUGCUGAAGAAGUUAUUGUGCUUCUCCUGGAAGGGUCGCUUGUAUGGGCACCACGGAAAGACCCAGUUCUUCUUGAAGGCACUCGAGUGUCAAAUGCACAGUGGCCAGCUCUGACUUUCACUCCCUUAGUAGAUAAAUUGGGUUUGGGUUCUGUGGUGCCAGUAGAAUACCUUUUGGAUCGAGAGCUUCGUUUCCUGUCAGAUGCUAAUGGAUUGCAUCUGUUCCAGAUGGGAACAGAUAGCCAAAACCAGAUCCUUUUAGAACACGCUGCACUGAGAGAAACAGUUAAUGCUUUGAUCAGUGACCAAAAGCUACAAGAGAUAUUCAGCCGAGGUCCCUACAGUGUUCAAGGUCACAGGGUCAAAAUAUACCAGCCAGAGGGUGAAGAAUGCUGGAUCUACGGUGUUGUAAGCCAUCAGGAUUCAAUCACCCGUCUUAUGGAGGUAUCUAUAACAGAGAGUGGUGAAAUCAAGUCAGUAGAUCCUAGACUUAUCCAUGUGAUGUUAAUGGAUAACGCAACGUCUCACACCGAGGGGGGUACGUUAAAAGCAGUAAAAUCUUCCAAAGGAAAAAAGAAGAGAGAGAGCAUAGAGGGGAAAGAUGGCCGGAGGAGGAAAAGUGCUUCGGACUCUGGGUGUGACCCUGCAUCAAAGAAAUUGAAAGGAGACAGGGGUGAAGUAGACAGUAAUGGGAGCGAUGGAGGUGAGGCAAGCCGAGGGGCCUGGAAAGGAGGUAAUACCAGUGGAGAGCCAGGGACGGAGCAGAGAGCCAAGCAACCACCGUCUACAUUUGUUCCCCAGAUUAAUCGCAACAUUCGCUUUGCUACUUACACCAAAGAAAACGGCAGGACUCUGGUGGUGCAGGAUGAGCCUGUAGGCGGGGAGGCACCUGUACCUUUCACUCCAUAUUCUACAGCUGCAGGUCAGGCACCUUUGGCUCCAGAGGUGGGUGGAACUGAAAACCAAGAGGCAGGAAAAACACUGGAACCAGUUGGCCAGGGAGUGGUGGCUGCUGCAGGUGUGGUCACUACUGCCAACUCCACCCCAACCACGGUGAGGAUUUCAGACACUGGCCUUGCAGCAGGGACUGGGCCGGAAAAACAGAAAGGCAGCUGGUCGCAGGCGGCAGGAGAGAAUUCAAGAAAUUCUCUUCUGGCCUCUUCUGGAUUUGGAGUGUCUCUUCCAAGUUUGUCACAACCAUUGACUUUUGGAAGUGGGAGGAGUCCGUCUAAUGGAGUUAUAGCCACAGAGAAUAAACCUUUGGGCUUUUCUUUUGGUUGUAGCUCUUCUGUACCAGAGUCUCAGAAAGACUCUGAUCUCUCCAAAAACUUGUUUUUUCAAUGUAUGUCCCAAACUUUACCCACCAGUAACUACUUCACUACGGUUUCAGAGAGUCUGGCUGAUGAUUCCUCUAGCCGGGAUUCAUUCAAACAAAGCCUUGAAAGCUUGAGCUCGGGCCUGUGUAAGGGUAGGUCUGCUCUUGGAGCAGACGCUAAGGCAGGCUGUAAAGCUGGCAGCUCUGUGGACCGCAAAGUGCCUGCAGAGUCCAUGCCCACUCUCACUCCAGCCUUCCCACGGAGCCUCCAAACCACCCGCACCCCAGAGAACCAUGAAAAUCUAUUUUUACAGCCACCCAAACUGUCCCGAGAAGAACCUUCUAACCCUUUCCUGGCAUUUGUGGAAAAAGUUGAACAUAGCCCUUUUAGCAGCUUUGCGUCUCAGGCCUCAGGAAGCUCUUCUGCGACCACGGUCACCUCCAAGGCACCACCCAGCUGGCCGGAGUCUCAUUCCUCCACAGAUUCAGCAUCUUUAGCAAAGAAGAAAACUCUCUUCAUUACCACUGACUCCUCCAAGUUGGUGCCUGGUGUUCUGGGCUCAACCAUUACCACUGGGGGUCCAAGCCUCUCUGCCAUGGGGAAUGGCCGCUCCAGCUCGCCCACCAGCAACCUCACCCAGCCCAUUGAGAUGCCUACUCUCUCCUCCAGUCCCACAGAAGAGAGGCCGACUGUGGGGCCUGGGCAGCAGGACAAUCCCCUCCUCAAAACCUUUAGUAACAUCUUUGGCAGGCACUCAGGCGGCUUUCUUUCCUCCCCAGCAGAUUUUUCACAGGAGAACAAAGCUCCUUUUGAAGCUGUGAAAAGGUUCUCACUGGAUGAGCGAAGCUUGGCUUGUAGACAGGACUCGGACUCCAGCACCAACAGUGACCUGUCAGAUUUGAGCGACUCAGAGGAACAGAUUCAGGCCAAGACUGGCCUGAAGGGGAUUCCGGAGCACCUGAUGGGAAAGUUGGGCCCCAAUGGGGAGCGCAGUGCUGAGCUGUUGCUGGGCAAGGGCAAAGGGAAGCAGGCUCCGAAGGGCCGGCCUCGGACUGCUCCCUUGAAAGUUGGCCAGUCAGUGCUGAAAGAUGUAAGCAAAGUGAAGAAGCUGAAGCAGUCUGGAGAGCCUUUCCUUCAAGAUGGAUCAUGCAUCAAUGUGGCACCUCAUCUGCACAAAUGUCGGGAGUGCCGCCUGGAGCGGUAUCGGAAGUUUAAGGAACAAGAACAAGAUGAUUCUACUGUAGCCUGCCGCUUCUUUCACUUUCGGAGGUUGAUCUUCACCCGAAAAGGAGUACUUCGUGUGGAGGGGUUUCUAAGCCCUCAGCAAAGUGACCCUGAUGCUAUGAACCUGUGGAUUCCUUCUUCCUCUCUAGCAGAAGGGAUAGACCUAGAAACCUCAAAAUACAUCCUUGCCAAUGUUGGGGACCAGUUCUGUCAGCUCGUAAUGUCCGAGAAGGAGGCCAUGAUGAUGGUAGAACCACAUCAGAAAGUGGCAUGGAAGCGAGCUGUGCGUGGUGUUCGGGAAAUGUGUGAUGUAUGUGAAACAACUCUCUUCAAUAUCCACUGGGUUUGCCGCAAAUGUGGAUUUGGAGUCUGCCUUGACUGUUACAGGCUCAGGAAAAGCCGUCCACGCAGUGAGACAGAGGAAAUGGGUGAUGAAGAGGUUUUCUCCUGGUUAAAAUGUGCAAAGGGGCAGUCCCAUGAGCCAGAGAACCUCAUGCCCACACAAAUCAUCCCUGGUACAGCUCUUUACAACAUUGGAGACAUGGUACAUGCUGCUCGAGGCAAGUGGGGAAUUAAAGCAAACUGCCCUUGUAUUAGUCGGCAAAACAAAUCUGUGUUGAGACCUGCUGUCACCAAUGGGAUGUCACAGCUUCCUAGCAUAAACCCUAGUGCCUCUUCUGGAAAUGAAACUACCUUCUCAGGAGGAGGAGGAGGAACUACAGCAGUAACAGCACCAGAGCCCGACCAUGUUCCCAAAGCCGACAGCACUGACAUCAGAUCAGAAGAGCUCCUGAAAGCAGAUGGUUCAGCAUCAAAUAGCAAUAGUGAGCUAAAAGCCAUCAGGGCCCCGUGCCCGGACACUGCUCCUCCUUCCUCUGCCCUGCAUUGGUUGGCAGAUUUAGCAACUCAAAAGGCUAAAGAAGAAACAAAAGAAGCAGGGUCCCUGAGGUCGGUGCUCAAUAAAGAGUCUCAUUCACCCUUUGGGCUGGACUCAUUCAACUCCACUGCAAAAGUCUCUCCAUUGACUCCAAAGCUUUUUAACAGUCUGUUACUCGGUCCUACUGCCUCCAACAACAAAACUGAGGGCUCUAGCCUCCGAGACCUCCUUCACUCCGGGCCUGGAAAGCUUCCUCAAACCCCCUUGGACACAGGCAUACCCUUCCCCCCGGUCUUCUCUACAUCCUCAGCACAGGGUGCGAAGAACAAGGCCAGUCUACCAAACUUUCUUGACCACAUAAUUGCCUCGGUGGUAGAAAAUAAGAAAACCUCAGAUGCUUCAAAGCGGGCCUGCAACUUGACUGACACCCAAAAGGAAGUAAAGGAAAUGGUGAUGGGGUUGAAUGUACUGGACCCCCAUACUUCUCACUCCUGGCUUUGUGAUGGGAGGCUUCUGUGUCUCCAUGACCCCAGCAACAAAAACAAUUGGAAGAUUUUCCGAGAGUGUUGGAAGCAAGGUCAGCCAGUGCUGGUAUCAGGAGUACAUAAAAAGCUCAAGUCUGAACUCUGGAAGCCAGAAGCCUUUAGCCAGGAAUUUGGAGACCAGGAUGUAGACUUGGUGAACUGCAGGAACUGUGCAAUAAUUUCUGAUGUAAAAGUUCGGGAUUUCUGGGAUGGCUUUGAGAUCAUAUGCAAGCGACUAAGGUCAGAAGAUGGGCAGCCAAUGGUGCUCAAACUCAAAGACUGGCCUCCUGGGGAAGAUUUUCGGGACAUGAUGCCAACAAGGUUUGAAGAUCUGAUGGAGAACCUUCCUUUGCCAGAAUAUACCAAACGAGAUGGCAGGCUCAACCUGGCCUCUAGGCUACCCAGCUACUUUGUAAGGCCUGAUCUAGGCCCCAAGAUGUACAACGCCUAUGGAUUGAUAACAGCAGAAGAUAGAAGAGUUGGCACAACAAAUCUCCACUUGGAUGUGUCUGAUGCUGUUAAUGUGAUGGUGUAUGUUGGGAUCCCCAUCGGGGAGGGUGCUCAUGAUGAAGAGGUACUCAAGACAAUUGAUGAGGGAGAUGUUGAUGAGGUGACAAAGCAGAGGAUUCAUGAUGGAAAGGAGAAGCCAGGUGCUUUGUGGCACAUCUAUGCAGCCAAGGACGCAGAGAAGAUCCGGGAGCUUCUCCGAAAGGUUGGAGAAGAGCAAGGCCAAGAGAAUCCCCCUGAUCAUGACCCAAUUCAUGACCAAAGUUGGUACCUGGAUCAGACCCUCCGCAAGCGACUCUAUGACGAGUAUGGAGUGCAAGGCUGGGCCAUUGUACAGUUCCUCGGUGACGCUGUCUUCAUACCUGCCGGAGCCCCACACCAGGUUCAUAAUCUGUAUAGUUGCAUAAAAGUAGCAGAAGACUUUGUAUCUCCAGAACACGUGAAGCACUGUUUUCGCCUGACUCAGGAAUUCAGGCAUCUCUCCAAUACUCAUACCAAUCAUGAGGAUAAACUGCAGGUAAAGAACAUCAUCUACCACGCGGUGAAGGAUGCUGUUGGUACCCUCAAGGCCCAUGAGUCCAAACUGGCAAGGUCUUAGACUCGCGACACUCACAGGGAAUGACGAGGUUCUCUGCGGGAGCAGAGGCCGCUCACCCGGAGCCACGGCGUGGUCAGUAUUACAAACUCUCCAGCCACUCUUUCUAUGCUGCCUCAACACUGAAGGUUGACACAGGAACGUUGCACUGUUCACACACACAGUUUCAGACUUCAAGCUGAGGGUGCCACCUCCCUACCCCCAGGCCUUUGGGAAUCCGGAUUGCCGGGAGCAUCGAUGGGCUUUCUGCUCGUCCUUCCGAUUUGAGAUCCAGGAACUAGGAAUGUGGCACCUCUCCUUCCUGUUCCUCUCGUGCCUAGUUAAGUGGGAAUGUGUUUGCAGGUACAGAACUGGUACAAGGAUGGGGGAUUCUUUAAAUAUACCUGGUGGAAGCCUGACAGUGUCUCUGCACGUGACCUCUGAGAUGGCCCAUCCCAGGAAUUGGGGUGUAGCCAUUCCCCACACUCUCCAUAAACACUGGAGUCUUACAGGACCCAGGGAGAGCCCACUGCUUUUCCCAGGAGGCUCCAGGAUUAGGAAAUGUGUGUAUUUAGUGAAAAAAAAAUAGGUUUGUAGUGAAAUAGUUACUAUUUCAUGAAAGUAGAUAUUUUUAGAAUUUUUGAAAUACCACAGUUGUUUUCCUGGAUUAUGAGGAAAGGCACAUUACAUUUAGUCUUCCUUUCGAUAAAAUUCUUUGAAGAAAUAAGAUUUUUAGAAAUCAGCUGCCCAUUAUAGCACAAAGUCAGCCAAAGCAGAAUUUAGAAGAAUUGGCUUUUUAGAGUUCUUUUCGUUUCUCCCUUCCCUCUCUGUCUUCUGGUGAGGGAACCGUCGUCUGAGAAAGAACUUGCUCGUGUCCGAGCUGUGGUGCGCCCCCGGUCUGCACACACUGGCCUCCAGGAACCAUUUUCACCCGUUACCAGCUUUCCCUUGGGACUCCUUGUACGUUUCAAAAUGAGACGGAAAGUUUGAUUUCCAACAUGAGGGUUUUCUUGUUUUGUUUUUUGGGGUUUUGUCCAGAAAUAUUUUCAGCAAAACUUUCCAACUCAGUGAAGUUUUUAUUAAGAAUUUAUUUGAAAAUAAUGGAACUCAUUGGCCCACAGGUACAUUGGAAAAUGUAUCUCUUUCCAGCUGUACUGUAGUGCCCUACAGGCAGGCGUGUUUAUAUGUUCACAGUUACUUUUUUUUUUUAAUAAAAGUCAUUUACUGUAGAAUUUAAUUUCACUUUCUGUAUUUUAAUUUUGUUGAAGGGCUGAUUGGGAUUUCCAUGUUCUUAUUAAAAAUCUAACAAAUC